UUAUUGGUGUGCUUUUUAGGGUCCGGUUCAAGUUCAAGCAUAUUUUCUCCAGCUUACGAUGAUGUCGUCUCUCUUCUAGGCUAUCUUGCAUUGGUGCCGGAAGAAAACUAUCGCCUUUCUGGCUUCACUAUCAUUGCUGAUGGACGUAAAGCACACCUGAAGCAAUUAAGAAAUUGCCUAAGAGCAUGUCAGCAUGUUUUAUAUAAACAAAUAAGACAGGUCAUAAUAAUACAGCCAGAACGAUUUUUUGAACAACAAAAGCUAAAUUUUGAUCUUAUAAAGGAAGUAUUCGUAUUCACUCUUAUAUACAUUCUUUUUAAAAUACAUUAUCUCAGAUUAGGAUCGCUAUAUUCAUGGCUUCAUUUCAGAGAAGUAAUCAUAUUAAUUAAUUACAACUUGUUUUACAUCGAAGAAUUUACGAAAAGAUAUGAAGAUUUUAUUGUUAAAUUCAACAACUGGAUUCAAGUAGCUGAAAUGCAUGCGAAAUUAAAGCCUAAUGGUGGUUCUCGUGAUAAUAUUCUUACAUCACAUAAAACUAUUUUUUCUGCUGAAGAAGUUUUAAGAUUAGGCGACGAUAUUUUGCAAAAUUCAUUAUCAACAACCAAUGCAAACUGCGUUAAAACUCAGAAUAUUGUUUUCGCCUGUGCUAUGCAAAAAAUCAAAGAAAUGAUGGAACGUGUUAAUGUAAAUCUUAUAUAUUUUAACAGUGGCAUUACUUAA
This is a messenger RNA of Dracunculus medinensis (Guinea worm), 720 nucleotides long. Lineage: Eukaryota; Metazoa; Nematoda; Chromadorea; Rhabditida; Dracunculidae. The record is from the annotation of a GenBank genome assembly.